Molecule: messenger RNA, 885 nt
Organism: Echinops telfairi (small Madagascar hedgehog)
Lineage: Eukaryota; Metazoa; Chordata; Mammalia; Afrosoricida; Tenrecidae
Gene: DYNLT4
Product: dynein light chain Tctex-type 4
Exons: 2
Coding region: 107-772 (221 amino acids)
Biological process (GO): microtubule-based movement
Cellular component (GO): cytoplasmic dynein complex; cytoplasm
Molecular function (GO): dynein intermediate chain binding
Source: RefSeq, a predicted model, not a curated record
CCAAAUCCGGAAUUCCUAAGCAACCACCCCCGCAGCCUGGCAGCACUCCAGAUCCCAGCGACUUGCUCACAAGAGGUGAAGCGCCAGCUUCCAAGUUGGCAGGUCCAUGGCUGGCAAGCCUCUGCCCCCUGGAAUCCAAGAGGAGGAGAAGAUCGCCAAAGACUCUGGGCCCAAACUCCCACCAGCACGGCCCCUUGGCCGCCUGCCCAGCAUUUGUGAGGCUCGGCCCACAGGCCCAGGCCCAGCCUCGCGUCGUGGCUCCCUGCUCGGCCAGGCAGCAUCUUUCUCACGCCGCAACUCACUGGUGGGGCCGGGGGCGGGUCCUGCCGGCCGACGACCAUCCCUGGGCCCUGUCCCCCCUCCUCUUGGCUCACGAGUCAGCUUCUCGGGGUUGCCCUUGGCACCGGUCCGCAGAGUGGCACCUUCGUACCGCACAGAGCCCGCCCCUGGGGAGCGCUGGCAGGCUGCCCGUGCACAGCGCGCCCUGGAGUCGGCGCUGGCCGCCGCGCUGCGCAGCAAGUGCUACUUGGGCGCAGAGGCUGGGCCGCUGACGCGCGAAGUCUGCGAGCGGGUGCGCCUGCGCCUGCGCGAGUUCAGCCCUCCGCGCUACAAGCUGGUGUGCAGCGUGGUGCUGGGCCCGCGCGUGGGCCAGGACGUGCACGUGGUGAGCCGCGCGCUCUGGGACGCGGCACGCGAUGGGCUGGCAUCUGCCACCUUCACCAACUCCUCGCUCUUCGCUGUGGCCACGGUCCACGGGCUCUAUUACGAGUGAGGAAGCCGCCAAGUUCUGCAAAAACGGUUUAUUAUCCCAGGAGGAGGCUCUCCCGGGGGCUCACAUCCAAAUAAAUAAAUGUCUGUCAAUAAAUAAAAGUGGUCCAUAAAUAA